This is a messenger RNA of Toxotes jaculatrix (banded archerfish), 2474 nucleotides long. RefSeq names its product TBP-like 1 (gene tbpl1). Gene Ontology annotation, molecular function: general transcription initiation factor activity; DNA binding. The record is from RefSeq and is a predicted model, not a curated record. Gene Ontology annotation, biological process: DNA-templated transcription initiation. The transcript has 9 exons. NCBI's taxonomy places the organism in Eukaryota, Metazoa, Chordata, Actinopteri, Toxotidae. Bases 368 to 931 code for a protein of 187 amino acids.
GGGGUUUGUCCACAAAUUUCACUGGCUGGUUUGUGUCUUGGGGUAACAGGAGUGAGCUAGCUGAAAAGGCUGGUAGUGGAAGUAGAGAGUAGCCAACGUAUCACACUAACGCUAGCGGAUGCCAGUGUGAUUCAUGCUUUGAAUCCUACUCCAAAUUUCUCAAGCAGAGGGCACCCACGCAUCUGUCAGAUGAACUGGUACUGCAAAUGAGGUUUUAAGCCCCCUUCCUGGUAUUUUAACGUUUUUAUGCAAGUUGAAUCGUGUCUCCCUGUCCGUCCAUGAAAUGGUGCCAGUGGUGGUGUUGAUGAUGAAUGUGUGAGGAGAAAGUCCUGGUGAGUGGUCCUCUUGCUGCACCGCACACUUCCUCAUGGAUUCCAGCAAUGAUGAGGCACUUGAUAUCAUUGUCACCAAUGUGGUGGCGACCUUCAGGACCCGGUGCCACCUCAACUUGCGCACUAUUGCCUUAGAGGGGACCAACGUCAUCUAUAAGCCAGAAGUAGGGAAAGUCCUGAUGAAGCUUCGUAAGCCCAAGAUAACAGCCUCAAUUUGGUCCUCAGGGAAAAUUAUCUGCACUGGAGCAACAAGUGAGGAUGAGGCAAAGCUGGGUGCUCGCAGGUUAGCACGAUGUCUGCAGAAACUGGGCUUCAAGGUGAGGUUUUCAGCCUUCAAAGUCGUGAAUGUGCUGGCAGUGUGCUCCAUGCCCUUCGCAGUCCACCUCAUAGAUUUUACCAAGAACAACCGGCCUAUAGCCAGUUAUGAACCAGAGCUCCAUCCUGCUGCCACGUACAGGAUCAAAAAUCUCAAGGCCACUAUACAAGUGUUCUCCACGGGCAGCCUCACAGUUACAGGACCAAAUGUGCAGAAUGUGGCCACGGCUGUGGAGCAGGUCUAUCCACUACUGUUUGAGUGUCAGAAGCCCCUGUGUAAAUAAAGUAAAGAUAUGUUAAAGAAGACAGAAGAAGUGAAUGAAAGAGAUGGCAAGACUGAGGAAGCACCUUAUCUCCAGAUUUGUUUCCUUGAUUUUAUCACUACACGUCACAAAUGUCUAACACAGUCAGUGGAUUAGAUACCACCUGGAUCUUGGAAUUUAAAAAAAAACUCUUAAUGACCCACCACGAAGUCUUAAAAUCUCCCUCUCUCAAAAAUUUUAGUGUUGUGGAUUCUGUGGCUCUUGUUUUUUAUCAGCGUAAACAUGCAAAUGUCUUCCAAAACCUUCGACAGAAAUUGCUCCUCCAGACCUGACUUACACUAGAGGGUGUGGAGGUUAUUUUCCCUUGCUCUUUGUUUGCUAUGGGUGUUUUUGCAUGGACACAGAAAGACCCAUUGUCAGCAAUCUAACCAUUUUAAUACUAACCUUGGUGACCAUUUCGAAGAGUCCGUAUGUUAACACUGAGAAACCUCACCUUUAACCGUAUGUACAACAAGUUGUCCCAUUUGCCACUUUCUGUGGAAGACUCUCCGUCCACGGCUCGUUUGUUGAGGCGUUAACACAAAUACAAGGCAUCCACUGUUUUACCUGCGCGUUUGCUUAGAGAAAAACAGUUAAAACCAGACUGAGUCUGGCGUUCAUCUCUGAUUUUAAUUGUUUCCUCAUAUUUCCUUAUUUUGUACGGAUGUCAAUUCACUAUAAAUGUGUUCUUGUUUCACAGCUGUGACAUUGGAUCAGAGUUCACAGUUCAUGUUUUGUCACUUGAUUUCUUGUCAUUUUGUAAUAGUUUUAAACACAAGGUAACCUUGCAAAUAUUUAACUGUUAGGUUUGUUUAAUAUACAGAACAAGACUGAUGUCUUAAAUGUUUUGGAAGUCAUAAAAGCUUUUAAAAUAUUUUUCUUGUGGUGAGGUGUUGAGCCAUACACCUCAUAUUUGUUUUCACUUAACACAGCUAGGAGUUCCUGGUCAGUAAAGACAAUGGUGGGACUGUGACAAGGCAAGACCCAAAAGUAACACACACACUCAUUGAGAAAAAGUAUUGUAAUGUUUAAGUGAAUAACUCAUUACUACAAAGGCAUUCACAAUGUUUAGUCUUACAAAGUUGUAUGGCAGUUAACAGUGGCAUCUCUCUGAAGAUUUGGCAAAAUGUUCAGUGAGUGGAUUUUUAAAGCAACAUAAGACCACUAACAGUGUUCAGAGAAGACCAGUUGUCUGAAAAAUAAACCUUCCAGAGAUAUCCCUUCUCUUAAAUUACAGUGAGUGGAAGUGCUUUUAAAUGGAAACUGCAAUCCUAGUCCUAACGUGAUGGCUGACACUUGUGCUGGUUACUGCAUCCAUAGAGGUAAAAUGUAUGUAUAUAAGAAACACAUCUGAUGGGAAAGAUGUAACUCUUUUGACAUGAUGUCUGAAGUGUAUGGGAUGGAGUACUUUUUGAACCAGUGUCAACUUAAGAUUUGUGACACUUGUUCAGAAUUUUGUAUUUUGUAUAAAAUAAUAAAGGUUAAAGAUAAAAAGGCCAAAAACUUUCUUCUAUCUUCUUUUUCA